Molecule: messenger RNA, 240 nt
Organism: Aureobasidium musti
Lineage: Eukaryota; Fungi; Ascomycota; Dothideomycetes; Dothideales; Saccotheciaceae
Source: the annotation of a GenBank genome assembly
AUGGACAAUUUCAGGGCAAACGUUGGUGGGGUUGCAGCUGGCUCUGGUGGAGCUGCAGCUGGUGCUAUAGUCGGGUCAGCCCUUGGCCCUGUCGGCGCUUUGGUCGGUGCGGCAGUUGGUGGUGUGUUGGCUGGUGCUGUUGCGAAGGAAGAUAUCGAGAAGAAUCGAAAGGAUGCACGCAAGAGAGAGCGGGAGCAACAAAACGCUGCUAUCGUGGAUGGAAGAGCUGCUAUGAGAUGA